GCACCUAACACAAAGUUAGGCCAAGAAGUUGCUGUUUUUAUAGAAAACUGCACAUGGUAGCUAAAUUUGAUGUGGUUAUAGCCCUGAUAGGAUAUUUGGGUUUUUAUGAGUGAAGUUUGCUUCCCUGUGUGCUGCACAUAGCUGUGCUAGCAGAAUUAUGAAGUUCUGUCAGCACUCAUCUCUACCACAGGAGAUACCUUCCUUAGUUUAAGUUUUCCUGCAAUUUUCCCUUUGAUUUUAUGCUUUGUGCAGUUGAGCCACCUGGGCCAGUUGCCCACAGGCACCUUCCUGUGAGAUACUAAAAAGUCACAGGCAAAACCCACGGAAAUAAUUCUGGGCAACCAAUUUAGGGUGGCCCUGGUUGAGAAGGGGGCUGGACAAGGUGACCUCCAGCACCAGCCAUUCCCUGACUCACUCCAACAGGGUGUCCAUAGCCCUGCCCUCUGUUAUACAGUCUCUGAGCAGGUCAUAGUCCAGAGGAGAUUCAGCACUCAGUAAAUUUACAUUCCUUAUCUUUUCCUGCUGCUGAUUUGCUCCAUGGUAAAACUGGUUGCUUUAUGUUCUCAUAAAGGUCCUUCUCAAGUCCAUCUGAUAAGGAAGCUCUGCUGCCUGGUAACUGCUGCAGACACUGCUCAGGUCUCCCCAGCCCUGCAGGAAGAUUUCUUUCCUCAGGCUUCCCUCCCCCGUGAGGAUGAUUUUGAGCUGCUACACCUGAGAGUGGCCACAGAUCAAUCCUGUAACUAAAUUACACCCACAUAUUGAAGGCUUUUACAGAACAUGUCUCUCUUGUCAGGAGGAACUCAGCAGAAACAGACACAUUUUCCUCAGUAAAAUAAGUACUGACCAACUGUGGAAUUCCUUCUUGCUCCCACACAUAAAAGCCUCAAAAAGCAAGAGGAUCACAUGCUGCUUUAGUAAAAUUCACGCUGGCAGACAGGUGAAAUUAAAUUGCUGCUUUUAUUCUCCCUGCAUGCUGCUCUGUAUGGUUUCCUCCUGAGUCCUCACAGCUCUCAGGAUUUUGGAUUUUGGUGGCCAGAUGCUUGUUGAGCAUCAUCACCAGCUCAGCAGUGACACAACCCCAUCACCGACCUCGGAUGCUGUCACUGCCAAGGACACAUUUGGGCAGAUUUUGUGAUUUCUUUCUGCUUUGCUUCUCCCUUCUCUCACAUGGAAGUGCAAGUGUUUCCUCUGAGCACACGUGUGUGCCCAUCCCAGUGUUUGUGUGUGUGUGUGUGUGUGUGUGUGUGUGUGUGUGCCCAUCCCAGUGUUCCUGAGCUCCCCAGCAGCUCCAUGGAUCUGUCUGGCUGGGGUGACCUCUCAGCUGGCAGCGAUUCCUUUCCCAGCAAAUUGCACAUUCUCCUCCCUCCGUGUGAGUUAUUAAAACCAGAUGUGCAGAGAGAGCUCUGCUGUGAUGCACUUUUGUGGGCUGAUUUCAUUCCUUGGCUGCAACGGUGGGAUGCCUCCAAUGAAAGCUGGGGGACAAGCCCAGGAGGAUUUAAACCCAUUAGUCUGAGCUAAACUCCCGGGCCUGAAUCUCUGUUGAUAUCACAGUAAAUUAGAUGUAACACAACUAGAGCAAACUGAGCUAAAUCAGUGCAAGUCUGGAAUGAGAAAGGGGUAAGAGAGACGAGAUCUUGUCUUGGAUUUAUCCGUUUGUUCUUUGUAGGCUGUUCUGUGGGUCUUAAUGAAUCAUUAAGAAAUCAUCAUGGAAAGAAGAAGCAGCUUUGUGUUGUUCCUGGAUCAGCUUCAUUUUGAAACACAGGAAUCUGAGAAAUAAGCUUGUAAUCUCAUGCAAGACCAUGAGGAGGAAAAGGCACUCUGGCAUUUAAUGGAUGUAUUUAUAGGAAGGUCAUCUCACAGCCUGCAUCUGACUCAAAGUCGAAGCCAUCUGGGAAUGUUUCUAUGGGUGACGACCACAUUCCAGGAAGCGUCACAGCAUCCUGCAGUCCUGUGGGAUGGGGGUUGCUUUGGGCUCUCAUUUGGCUCGUGGUGGGUCUGGAAGAAGAAAGCCACAGCCAGAGUUCAGUGUGUCAUGAUGUGACACCCCUUCUCGAUGUUUUAGGACCAGUGGUUAACUAAACUCUUGGGAUUUACCCUGGAACGUGCCCCUGCUGACAAGGUGUGGAUUAGAAGAGCUUUUUAUCAUUUUGUUGGUUAAUGAGAUUCUCUAGUUGGGCUCUAGACCACAUAAAUGGCUUUGUAAAGCAUCAAGAGUACAGGUGAGAAUCCUUGCAGCAGCAUCCUCUGGGGAAGGCUAUUGAGGCAGUGGGUGCUGGAUGUCAUCCUGUGCUGGUGCUGUGGGAAAUGAUCUUGCUGCCUCCUCGGGGCUGUUCAGAGAGGGAGAGAAAGAACUAAAACAUGUGGUGUGGGUUGAUGUCCUCUGUCUCUCAGAGGUCCUGUUUUGUGAGUGGUAAGUGAAGCAGUAUUGGGGUGUGUGCAUGGUCCCAAGAACAGUCAGUUGUAGGGGUGGCCAGUCUGUGCUCCCAGGAGAAGCCUCUCCAAGAUUUGCACACCUUUGGAGAACCAGCCCAUUAAGAAAUGGGCACAAGAAGCAAAUUAAGUGACCAGUGGCCUGAGUGUUUCUGAACUGGGGCUGCUUUGUGCUGUUCCCUGUGCUCGUGAUGAGCAGCUGAUUUUGUAGGGUCACAUUUACACAGUUUAUGCUGCCUCGUAACUGGGGGGUAUGAACUUGUGUGAGGAGAUCUGGCUUCCCACAGGAACAGUUGAGCUCAGCUGUUUCCAGGCACUUUUGCUUGUCCUGGGGCUGACUGAGGGAGCCUGUGGCAAACCUCACAACUGCACCAUGGGCUCUGGCACUGCCAGGGGCAAAUCCACCUCGUCCCCUGAGCUGUGAGAGGGCUGUGGUUGGGAGCCACAAGGCAUUGGCUCUAUAUGUGCAGGCAGGGGUUAAGCAUUCUGAAUUUGCAAUAGCCAGGCAGCUUUCCCAUAUAAGAGCACUGCACUCAUUGGCUCUCUCUUUUACUGAGAAAUCUAUCUAGUCAUUUCCUGUGCAAGCCCUCCUUCACUUUGCAAAAAGCCAUACAGUUGAGUAAAUAACAGGAAUCUGUGACUAUUCCUUGGAUUCUCUCAUGGACCAUCACCAGCCAGGAGUUCAAAGCUGUGCCAUUAGCAGACUGCUAAUAUGAACAUGGUCUUCUCUGCAGAAGAGGAGGAUUCUCACCCAUGGAUGUAAAUAAUUUUGGGUCUGCUUUCAUGCUUAUUAACACUUGUUGGUAUUGGACUUGGUUUCUACUGAGAGAUCAUUUACCCUCUGAAGGCUCUGUUGGGACUCCUUGUCAGAUCUGUUCUUGGGUGGAGCUUGCAACAACUUGGGGUAAGUGCUGUGCUCUUCCUGUUCUGACAGCAGGGCUUGGUGCUGCACUUCUCAAAACAGCUUGGUGGGGUCUCAGAAAGAAAUAACUCAGUUCUUGAGUGGAGAAGUGGAAGCUGAGCUGGCAAGCAGAGAGCACUCCCUGUGUUUCCCAGGGACGCACCAAGUGGGUGUAGGGUCCUUUUUACGGGACCAUUUUGCUCUUGCUUUUAAACCAGCUGGUCUGUCUGUACAAGACUGACAAUAAAUAACUCUCCCGAGCGCUGCGGAGAGAUGGAAACUGCAGCUGAGAAAUGAUUUGGGGGAAAGGAAGACAGAAAAGGACAAGCAAACUAUUAUGGAAGUACAAAUAGCCCCCCGAAGCAUCGGCAAACGUACCAGUAAGUGUUCUGGGGAAGGAAGUGAGUCUGAAACAGCAUUAUGGGGUGUUUGCCUGUGAGUGGAGAGGAAUGUUUGUCAUUAGAGCGCAGACUAAACUGAAUGUCUGAAUUAUCAUAAACGUUUGUCUUGAAAUCAGCCCUUGGAUUUCUUGCUGUGAGCCGCAUAAAGAUGCUUUGUGGCUGUUUUCUGCCUAAGAACUGUGUUUCUGCACACCCUGAUCUAAGCCAAAUUGCUUAUGCUGUGUCCAUUUACCUCUUUGCUGGUACAGGCUAUGGAGUCUGGCUGUAGUCCCAGCAAGGGAGAUUUCUCCUCAGAGAAAACCUGUUAACCAUUUGGAGGGAGUGCAUGGGAAGGAGACAGAGUUAUUAACAAAAGCUCCGCUGCAGGUUUAGUCCCCCAGCAGGGAACAUCUUUGUUGACCUGCAAGACCAUCUCUCCUAGAAAUGGAUAACUUCACCAACGGGCAGCCGGGCCCGGGGCAGAGGAACAGGUUCAUAGGAUUGCUAGAAACCGAUGACAGUGUCCAGGAAGAUAAACCUGCACCCAGUAAAAAGGAAGAAAGAUCCGGACCUGGAAAGAAAGGAGAGCCACGACCCUUGGAGACACCUUACCAGAAGGAGAGCAGUGAUUUUGCUCCUAAAAUCAAGGUUAAUCUGAAUUAUCGGCCAGGACUCGUCAGCAACCCAAAGGACCCAAAUCGCUUUGACAGGGACCGUGUGUUCAGCGCAGUCACCAGGGGCACCCCCGAGGCACUGGAUGGUUUGUUCGAGUACUUGAGGAGAACCUCCAAAUUUCUCACGGAUUCUGAAUACACAGAUGCAAAGACUGGGAAGACCUGCUUAAUGAAAGCCCUGUUGAACUUAAAAAAUGGAAAGAAUGACACAAUAGCAGUCUUGCUUCAAAUAGACCAAAAGACACGGAAUCCCAGGCCACUUGUCAAUGUGUCGUGCUCUGACUGCUACUACAGAGGCCAGACAGCACUGCACAUUGCCAUAGAGAAAAGGAGCCUCCCUUUAGUGAAGCUGCUGGUGGAGAAUGGAGCUGAUGUCCAUGCCAGAGCCUACGGGGAAUUCUUCAGGAAGAAGAAAGAAGGAGUUUACUUUUAUUUUGGUGAACUUCCCCUCUCCUUGGCUGCUUGUACCAACCAGCUUGAUGUGGUGGACUAUCUCCUAAACAAUCCCCACCAGAAAGCCAGGCUCCAGGAGCAGGACACACAGGGCAACACAGUCCUCCAUGCCCUGGUGAUGAUUGCAGAUGACACUGAGGAGAACACCAAGUUUGUGAGCGCAACGUAUGUUGAGAUCCUGAAGGCAGGUGUGAAGCUUGACCCAACGUGUAAACUGGAGGAGAUAGUGAAUUAUGAUGGGUUAAAUCCUCUGCAGCUCGCUGCCAAGACAGGCAAAGUGGAGAUCUUCAGGCACAUCAUCCAGAGGGAGAUCAAGGACCCCGUGUACCGGCACCUGUCCCGCAAGUUCACGGAGUGGACCUACGGUCCCAUCCACGUGUCCCUCUAUGACCUGUCCUCCUUGGACAGCUUCGAGGAGAACUCUGUGCUGGAGAUCCUGGCCUACAGCAGCGACACCCCGAACCGGUACAAGAUGGUGGUUUUGGAGCCACUGAACAAACUGCUUCAGCAAAAAUGGGAAACUUUUGCUUCCAAGAGAUUCUACUUCAGUUUUGUCUCGUACUUGUCAUUCAUGAUCAUCUUUACAGCCAUAGCCUACUAUCAGCCCUUACGGGUAAAGCCUUCAUUUCCAGUGGAAUUCACAGCUGGAGGCUUCCUGUGGGUCUCUGGACUGAUCAUUAUCUUGUUAGGAGGCAUUUAUCUGAUCUUUGCUCAGAGUCUGUACUUGAGGAGGAGACGCCAGUCCCUGAAGACCAUGUGCUCUGACAGCUGCAUCGAGAUCCUGAUUUUCAUCCAGGCAUUCUCAUUGCUGCUGUCAGCAGUCCUGUAUGGUGCCAGCUCAGAAAACUAUGUGGCAGUGAUGGUGUUCUCCCUGCUUUUGGGGUGGGUGAACACUCUCUAUUACACCCGGGGCUUCCAGCGCACUGGGAUCUACAGUGUCAUGAUACAGAAGACCAUCAUGAGGGAUCUGCUGCGUUUCCUCUUGGUUUACAUGAUCUUCCUCUUCGGCUUUGCUGCGGGUGAGCCCUCGCUCAGCGUUACGGUGUGGGCUGGGCUGCGAGAAGUGGGUUUUUCUGAGGAGAACCUGAAUUCUGUUUUUCUCACAGCUCUGGUCACUCUGAUGGGCGACGCUCCCUCAGUCUCCCAGAACAAGUCCCUGGCUCACCUGGAGAGCACUGGGAGCCACGCCAUGUAUGGGGGGCUGCUCAGCGUCUCCCUGGAGCUCUUCAAGAUCACCAUCGGGAUGGGUGACCUGGAUUUCCACGAACAUGCCAGAUUCAGAUAUUUUGUCAUGCUCCUGCUGCUGCUCUUUGUGAUACUCACUUACAUCCUUCUGCUCAACAUGCUGAUCGCCCUCAUGAGCGAGACAGUCACAGACAUUUCUGGUUACAGCAAGAGCGUCUGGAAGCUGCAGAGGGCUAUUGCUAUUCUAGAAAUAGAGAAGGCCUGGCUGUGGCGCCAGGGUGGGAAGAGGAGAUCUGGCUGCUUCAUGUCAGUGGGGCUCAAUAAGAAAGAUGAGAGGUGGUGUUUCAGAGUAGAGGAAAUUAAAUGGACAGAUUGGGCAAAGGAUGUGGGAGUUCUGAAGGAAGACCCUGGAAACACCAGUGAUUCAGAAAUAAAUCCAGAAGAGACAAGAUCGUGGAAACGGGAACCACAGAAACCUCCGAGAUCAGCUGCCUCAGAGGAGCAGUCACUCCUGAAGCCCCAGCCAUCAGCAACAGAGAUGAUGCCUUUGCAGGGACAAACCAGAGAUCUUUAACAGGUUUUCUGAGUUGCAACCUUGCUCCCAUCUCCAAAGGAGUAGUUCUUCCUAUAGCAGCUGGAAGAAUUGAAGGCAUUAUCAGUAUUAAAGUGCAUUUUGUCGAGGACUGUGGUUCAGCCUGUGGCUUUAAAUACUUUUAUGCACUUUAAUCAUUAAUUUCCUUUGAAGAAACUAUUUUUACUCAACUUUCUCUGCCUGACACUUUCUUACUGCUAUGUCUAAAGAUACAAGAGCAAGAGUGAGCUCCUGGGGCAGUGGGGAGUGGUCUCUGGGAAGGCAGUGCUCCCUGAGCUGUACAGGAAUGAUGCUGAUGCAGUGACCUAGAAAAGAGUGGGUCGACUUAUUCUUUUGCCACAAGAGACUGAACUGAAGUGCUUUGGAAUAAAAAAUGUUGUAGAGUCAUAAAAAGUUGCUCAGGGUGGAGUUGGCUUCUGUGCAAAAUGUUGCUUGUGUGAGGCACGAGCGGACAAAUACUCAGUGUGCAGUCAGCAAGAGCUGCUCUGAGUGUCUGUGGCAGCACCUGCAGUGCUCCGUGGUCAGUCCACAUCAGAAUCCCCAUUUUACAGUAUUGGAAUGAAAUCCUUUGCACAAUGUGCACGUUUGCUUAAAAGCACAAAAGCUGAUGUGGAUUUCCCAGACCUGUAAGUUCACACGGUGAAAUUUGGAGACAUCUGUCUCUCACAGGUUGCUCUGUCUCUGUAAUAAGCAGCAGCAGAAUCCUGCUCGUGGCUCUGAGAGACUGAUGGGCCAAAACUUACUGUGUGGUUGACACUUCCUGUCAGUCUUGGCAGUCUUGGCAUCCUGUCUUGCUGCAAAUGUUUGCAAGGACCUCAUUGCUUUCUGUGACGUGCACCCUGCCCCAGGCAGGAGGGGCAGCCUAAACUCUGUGGAAAAGAGAUAAAAAUGAGCUGUCUCACUUUUCACUAUAUUUAAGUAUAAUAAUGUGAUAUUUCUGUAAACUGUCAAUAUAGCAACUUUGCUUCAUUGAAAA
Pseudopipra pipra is the source of this 7591-nucleotide messenger RNA. Its product is annotated as transient receptor potential cation channel subfamily V member 2-like. Gene Ontology annotation, biological process: calcium ion import across plasma membrane. Gene Ontology annotation, cellular component: plasma membrane. The record is from RefSeq and is a predicted model, not a curated record. Bases 4156 to 6597 code for a protein of 813 amino acids. Gene Ontology annotation, molecular function: calcium channel activity; protein binding. The transcript is spliced from 17 exons. Lineage: Eukaryota; Metazoa; Chordata; Aves; Passeriformes; Pipridae.